Limanda limanda (common dab) is the source of this 4238-nucleotide messenger RNA. RefSeq names its product ATPase secretory pathway Ca2+ transporting 1 (gene atp2c1). The record is from RefSeq and is a predicted model, not a curated record. The coding region runs from base 40 to 2802 and encodes 920 amino acids. Gene Ontology annotation, biological process: intracellular calcium ion homeostasis; calcium ion transmembrane transport; manganese ion transport. Gene Ontology annotation, molecular function: P-type calcium transporter activity; ATP binding; ATP hydrolysis activity. Gene Ontology annotation, cellular component: endoplasmic reticulum; plasma membrane; Golgi membrane. The transcript is spliced from 27 exons. NCBI's taxonomy places the organism in Eukaryota, Metazoa, Chordata, Actinopteri, Pleuronectiformes, Pleuronectidae.
UCGUGUUGUGACGCGCUGGUCGCUGGGACUUCACGGAAGAUGCUGGAGGACCGGGAGCCGCUGCUUUCCGAGAGACAACCCUCCAGUGAAGAUGAGACCAUGGUCCCGGUACUAACAUCCAAAAAAGCCAGCGAACUCCCUGUGAACGAAGUCGUGUGUGUCCUGCAGGCCGACCUGCAGUCGGGUCUGACCCAGGAGGAGGUGAACCGCAGGAGGGCGUACCAUGGCUGGAACGAGUUCGACAUCGGUGAAGAGGAGCCACUAUGGAAGAAGUAUAUCUUACAGUUCAAAGAUCCUCUCAUCCUGCUGCUGCUGGCGUCGGCCGUCAUCAGCGUUCUCAUGCACCAGUUUGACGACGCCAUCAGCAUCACUGUGGCCAUCAUCAUAGUCGUGACAGUUGCCUUUGUCCAGGAGUAUCGCUCGGAGAAAUCUCUAGAGGAGCUCGGGAAGCUGGUUCCUCCAGGAUGUCACUGUAUCAGAGAUGGGAACCUGGAGCACCUGCUGGCCAGAGAGCUGGUUCCUGGAGACACUGUUUGUCUGUCGGUGGGAGAGAGGGUCCCAGCAGACCUCCGGCUCUUUGAGGCGACCGACCUGUCUGUGGACGAGUCCAGUCUGACGGGCGAGACCAGCCCCUGCUCCAAGUCCACCUCCCACCAGCUGGCCACCGCCAACGGAGACAUCGCCUCCCGCAACAACGUCGCCUUCAUGGGGACGCUGGUGCGAUGUGGCAAAGCCAAGGGCAUCGUCAUAGGAACCGGAGAGAGCUCCGAGUUUGGGGAAGUUUUCAAGAUGAUGCAAGCAGAAGAGGCUCCUAAAACUCCGCUGCAGAAGAGCAUGGACCUGCUGGGGAAGCAGCUCUCGCUUUACUCCUUUGGCAUCAUAGGGGUCAUCAUGCUGGUGGGCUGGCUGCAGGGGAAGAGGAUCCUCGACAUGUUCACCAUCGGCGUCAGUCUGGCGGUAGCGGCCAUCCCAGAGGGUCUGCCCAUCGUGGUCACGGUGACGCUGGCGCUCGGCGUGAUGCGCAUGGUGAAGAAAAGGGCCAUCAUCAAGAAGCUGCCCAUCGUAGAGACUCUGGGCUGCUGCAACGUGAUCUGCUCCGACAAGACGGGAACUCUGACCAAGAACGAGAUGACCGUCACUCAGCUGUACACGUCCGACGGGCUCCACGCCGAGGUGACGGGCGUCGGCUACAACAGAGACGGAGAAGUGAUUGUGGACGGAGAGAUCAUCCACGGCUUCUCCUGCCCGUCCAUCAGUAAGAUCGUGGAGGUCGGCUGCGUGUGCAACGACUCUGUGAUCAGGAAUCACAACCUGCUGGGCCGGCCCACUGAGGGAGCGCUCAUCGCCCUCGCCAUGAAGAUGGGGCUGGAGAGCUUGCAGAAGGAGUUUGUGCGUCUGGAGGAACAUCCCUUCACCUCGGAGCAGAAGUGGAUGGCGGUCCGCUGUGUCCCCCUCAGCCAGCAGGACCGGCCUGGAGUCUACUUCGUGAAGGGGGCGUACGAGCAGGUGAUUCGGUUCUGCAGCUCCUACAGCAGCAGAGGAACCAGCCUUCCCCUCACCCACCAGCAGAGGGAGCUGUACCAGCAGCAGCUCAGCUACAUGGGCUCGGCCAGCCUGCGAGUGCUGGCGUUUGCGUCCGGAGCAGAGAUGGGGAACCUGACCUUCCUGGGUCUGGUGGGCAUCAUCGACCCUCCGAGGUCAGGGGUCAAAGAGGCCGUGGCCACGCUCAUCAGCUCCGGUGUCGCCAUCAAGAUGAUCACUGGAGACUCGCAGGAGACGGCCGUGUCCAUAGCGAGUCGUCUCGGUCUUUUCUCUAAAGGUUCCCAGUGUCUGUCUGGAGAAGAAGUCGAUCAUCUGGACCUGCAGCAGCUUUCACACAUCGUCCCCAGAAUCGCUGUGUUUUAUCGAGCGAGUCCGAGACACAAGCUGAAGAUCGUCAAGUCGCUCCAGAACCUCGGCGCCGUGGUCGCCAUGACGGGUGAUGGCGUGAACGACGCCGUCGCUCUGAAGGCGGCCGACAUCGGCAUCGCGAUGGGCAAGACGGGAACCGACGUGUGCAAGGAGGCGGCUGAUAUGAUCCUGGUGGACGACGACUUCCAGACAAUCAUGUCGGCCAUCGAGGAAGGAAAAGGGAUUUAUAACAACAUCAAGAACUUUGUCCGUUUUCAGCUGAGCACGAGCAUUGCUGCGCUGACGCUCAUCUCUCUGGCGACGCUGAUGAACUUCCCCAACCCGCUGAACGCGAUGCAGAUCCUGUGGAUCAACAUCAUCAUGGACGGACCUCCUGCUCAGAGUUUGGGGGUGGAGCCUGUCGACCCGGAGGUGAUCAGGAAACCUCCUCGUAACGUUAGAGACAGCAUCAUCACCCGAAGUCUGAUCAUCAAAGUCCUGGUGUCUGCGUUCGUCAUCGUCUGUGGGACGCUGUUCGUCUUCUGGAGAGAGUUGCAGGACAACGUGAUCACUCCUCGAGACACAACCAUGACCUUCACCUGCUUCGUCUUCUUCGACAUGUUCAACGCUCUGAGCUCACGCUCUCAGACUCGUAUGGUCCAUGAGAUGGGUCUGUGCAGCAACAGGACCUUCUGCUACGCCGUGCUGGCGUCCAUCAUGGGGCAGCUGCUGGUCAUCUACUUCCCUCCGCUGCAGAACGUCUUCCAGACCGAGAGCCUCAGCUUCUUUGACCUGCUGUUCCUGGUGAGUCUCACCUCGUCGGUGUGCGUCGUGUCGGAGGCCAUUAAGAUGCUGGAGAGGUGGAGGGGCGUUCAGAGGAGCCCCCCCACUGACUGUUUCCACGAGGUAUGACAGCCCCCCCCUCCCGCCCCCCCUCACUGCAGUCGGGCCCAAUGACUCUGAUGUCUGGAGGAAGAAGACGAGGCGGGUUUUAGGACUUGGAUCUUCCCGUGAGACCCUGGGACUCUGGUCUGAGACCGGAGGAGAGACACUGCCGGCGUCCUGACUCUGUGCUCAGCCUCGCUGUAGAUCCCUGUCCAGGUCAAACGCCACGGGCCGCCGCCCACAUCCUCCCACCGGGAACUGGCUCGUGAUUUAGGACGUACGUUAGAAACCCCUCCGAUGAAUCAAACACUAAAGACGUGUGCAACUGUUUGUGUUCUGUCCUUUUUAAAUUGAUCAUGUAGAAGGAGGCGUCGACCACGUCUGGACUGUGGCUGAGUUCACAACAUGGUGGAGGUGUGACGGUGCAAAACCAGUUUGAUGCUCACGCUUCGUGAUCGAAGUUCUUAGUUCUGCUCUAAAGAGAAACGGUGAAGAACAGCUUGAACGUUUCUCACCUGAGAAAACUUAAGAAAGAAAAUCAACUUGAUUUUAAUUUGUUUUUCUCUAUAAAAUUCAAUAUAUUUGUGAUUAAAUCACGAACAACGUUGAAGUUUUGGGAACAAAAAUAUAAUUACAUUAAAUUUAUUAUUAAUGAACCUUUUGUGUCAUUUUAACACAUGAAAUAUUGAUGUUUGCUUUAUAUCAACAUUCAGAUUCUGUCGUGACUGUAACUCACAGAACAAACGUGUUGAAGUCGUUUCGGGGAAUAAAGCAGCGUUACACCACCACCUGCUUGUUUCUGCGAUUCAUAGAAAAUAUUUGUUUCAUGCUUCCUCUUCCACUGGUUUAUUUAAAUGUAAAACUCUGCUGCUGUUUGAAGGUGGAAGAAGAAAAAGACUUUUAACCUGCUGAGUUUUCCGUGAACGUGACGUCGAGGCGAAGCCGCCGUCUCAUCUUGUGCCUUAGAGAAGUCGUUCAUCGUCUGUCUCCGUGGAAACGGACGCCCUUUACUCACAGAUGGUGUCGCUGUUUAAUCGUGAUUCACUUUAAGAUUCUCCCGAAGCUUUAAGCCACAUUAAUUGACUUUUCAUUUUCAUUUCUGGUUAAAUUUUGAUUUUUUUUUGUUCAGAAUUUUCUUCCACCUUCGAUCACUGUUGAGGAGUCGCAGUGCUUUCUGGGAAACGUGGUUUACUUUGCUGUCUCUGUUGAAAGUUUGAUUUUAAAAUUCUUGUAUUUAAUUUAUUUCCAAAAGGCACAUGUGGGCUGUAAAAUCACUCUGCUGCUGUUUCCAGCAUCAAAUCCUCUUUUUUGUCGUAUUGUUCACGACUCGGUGUCCUCAUGAAAUUAAAGACGAUUUAUCUGAAAUAACAGCAGAGUCCAUUUUUCUUUCAAGUUUUCACUUCAUGUCAGUAAAUUAAUGAUUAUAUGUUGGCAGAGAUAUUAAAGAGUUUUCUACAACGUGA